Messenger RNA from Cynoglossus semilaevis (tongue sole), 2859 nucleotides. RefSeq names its product homeobox B1b (gene hoxb1b). Gene Ontology annotation, molecular function: RNA polymerase II cis-regulatory region sequence-specific DNA binding; DNA-binding transcription factor activity, RNA polymerase II-specific. The record is from RefSeq and is a predicted model, not a curated record. The transcript has 2 exons. Gene Ontology annotation, cellular component: nucleus. Bases 39 to 920 code for a protein of 293 amino acids. Lineage: Eukaryota; Metazoa; Chordata; Actinopteri; Pleuronectiformes; Cynoglossidae. Gene Ontology annotation, biological process: regulation of transcription by RNA polymerase II.
AUCACCUCUGAACAAACACACAAGGCCGAGGCUCCAGGAUGAACUCCUACUUAGAUUACCCGGUCUGCAACCGGGGCGCAAACUUUUUCAGUGCCAAAGCUGGAUACCACAAUAUAAACCACGGAUACGUGUCGUCCAACUCGUGCGCAACAAGUGAUAGUUACGCACCAGACGCCCGUUUUGUUGCCGCAACUUCCGCGCCCCACCAGACACCGAGCCUCCCUCUGCACCACCAGACACACGUCAACCUGGACCUGCAGUUCUCAACAUCAGGGAACUCCAUGUACGGGCCACCUCUGGACUACAGCCAUCACCACCACCACCAGUACGGCUUUGCAACCGAACAGGACAGGAACUUCAUCCAUCCCCAGGUUUCUCCACUUGGAGCAAAUAUAGGGCCAUACAACGGAGACAGUUGUGGACCCGGGAUUGCAACCGGCAGCCCGUACCUGCAUUUUGGAGACGGUGACCAGAGGCAACAAGACUAUGCAGAGAGUGUUUACACAAGGUUACCAUCCCAAAGUAAAGAGAAGGAUCUGGAGACUGUAGAGGAGACGUCUAAAACUUUCGACUGGAUGAAAGUGAAGAGAAAUCCACCAAAAACAGCCGUUCUGUCCGAGUUUGGCGUUCCUGGUCAACACAACGUGAUCCGCACCAACUUCACCACCAAGCAGCUGACAGAGCUGGAGAAGGAGUUCCACUUCAACAAGUACCUGACCCGGGCUCGGCGGGUGGAGGUCGCGGCCAGCCUGGAGCUGAACGAAACGCAGGUGAAAAUCUGGUUCCAGAAUCGCAGGAUGAAGCAGAAGAAACGCGAGAAACUCGGCUGCGCUCUGCUGAGCUCAACGACCACAACUGUGGAGAAACUCUGCGGCCCGGACACCUCUCCAAAGACAAAGGGCAAAGACUCAGAAUCCUAAAAUGACUUUUCAAAGAAUAAAUAUAUAUAAUCUGACUGUGAAGCCUGGGAAUUUACUAAAAUCUCCACCAGUCAUCAAUCCAGAGAACAAAACUGAAAAAUUGACUUUUGUGUGUAAAUAUACUUCGUGUCUACGGAAGUGCUUAAAGGGCACAAUCUGACAAAAAAGAAAAGCUGAAAAUAUUGUUUUAAAUGUCUUCAUGUUCCCUUUUUUAAAUUUUCUAUGAUCAUGCUGUGUAUUGUGUUGAAACACCAAAUUUUCAGUGUCACUGUUUGCACUAUUUAUUUACAGGGUAUUUUCUUUUUUUCAAAAUUGUUGAUAUGAUUAAAUUUAAUAAAGUUUAUAAAACAAAGAAGAAUAUUUGAGUGAUGAAUGGAAACAGUGAGACAGAGUUUAUUCCUAAAUACAUUUUACAUUAUUAUCUAAUCUGGAAGAUUUAAAAAAAAGGUUUUUCUCUAUAUUUUCUUCCAUACAUAGUCUCAGCACAGCAUCCUUGCAUAAUGUGACAUGAGGAAUCUUUCACAACACACGGGGUGGUUCCAAAUGACCUCUUCACCUCCAAAUACCUCCAGGGGCUCUAAACAUGACAACAAACUCCAGGGAUCCGGUCAAACCCAUGGUUUGCAACCCAAAUUCUGCUCAGACACAGCUGACAGAGGUCACCACACUAAAAUCAAUAUUUAUUUUAUACAAUUUAAAUCAGUGCGCUUUUUUCUCACACAUUUUUUUUCCAUUUAAAGAAAUGCAGAGGUUGAACUAGUAAAUUUAACCUCUCCGUGCUUAAAUAGGUUACGCCUUUGGCCAAACGUUUGUCGGACCUGACCACCUGGGUUCAUCUAUUGCUAGAAGGGCAGAAGUUUCAAUAUUUGCACUGGGUGUUGAGUUUGCACACACACAAGUUUCUGCCCCAGCAGCACUGGCCUGUUGGUGUCCUUUUUCCUAAAGCUAAGGUUCACACAGAGUUCAGGCACAAAUGAAUGCAGAGUCAAUCUGUCAAGACACCAGAGUGGCUCGCAGAAGUCGACUCCAGGCCUCUCUCACUUCAGCUCUUUGCAGGUAGAGCUUUUUUUCUAUUUAGUCUAAUAAGGUUAUGGCCCAUUAAGACAAUGUGGAAGCCGGUGAGAACUUUUUUGAAAACAGUUUCAAGCGUCUAAAAACACCUUUCUAGGAAAUGGAAAUAAGCAAUCAUUUGAAAUAUAUCUGCAUGAGUAUGCAGGUCCCUCACAACUGUAUUAAAAAUUGAUGCACGGCCGCGAAUAGAAGUUACAGUUGAAAUACCAUACGACCCAUUACUGUAAAUUAGAAAAGGGCUAAGAGGUCUGUUGUCACACAUUUCUUUACACGGCGAAAAAGCUUCCACCUCCGAUGAGUCACAAGGCCAAGAACAGGGGCAAGAGUCGAUAUGGUGAAUAGUGACAGAUUUGACAACAAAAAGAGAGAGAUGGUGCAGAAAACAAGUGUGGGACUUCACUCCAGAGGUGUGAUCCCUGCCAUCUCUGUCGGCAAUACCUCAGCACUCCCUGCGGGCUCUCCAUCUGGAGGUGUCAGAGACUGCGGUGCAGCCAACGCCACAGAGACAGAUGUUCAUCUGGGGGAGAGGAGGAGGGUAUUUUUCACCUUUGGAUCAGCUCAGCCAUCUUUUCCUUCUGCUAGAAAAUGUAGGGCAAGAAGAGGAGGAGCAGCAAAAUUGUGAACCAACGAGGUAAAACAGCAAAGAUCCGACACAAAAAUGAACAGAGCCUCUGCAGUGCCAACAUCCCGACUGCAGAAGUAUGACAACUAUUAAUAGAUUCCACUGCCAAACUCUUUGUCCUCACAUAUCUUGCACAUCUUUAGCCAGCCUGCUGCCCCCCCCACUCCCCGCUCGAGGUCAACCCAAUGCUGUUUGUACCCCAUGCUGUUUGCAGUUGUUGCAGGCUCUUUUACAAGUCUAUUGCAA